UGCGUGUGUCCUGGCAUGUGACGAUGGAGGAGGAGGAGAGGGGGGGGGAGUGAAGCAAAGCAAAGCAAGUCAAAGCUAGGAACAACAAGGAGAGAGUCGGGGAGGGAUUAUCAGUUCACUAUGCUUAUCUGCAUGUGAUAUGCUAGUGAGCAAAAGUGUCCAAAGUGUUCAAAGUGUUUUUCUGCUCAGCGGUUUGUCAGCCACAUGAAGGCCUGAGUCAAUCUAAGUUUGAGUUAGCAGACUGACGAUAGCUCCUGCUGCUAGCCUGGACUUCAUAUCACUUGUCAACAGCCGAUCGAUCCUGGACGGGGCUGCUUUCGCUCACAUUUUAUUUUCGGCCUGUUAGGUCACUCCACGUAGCGUGAAAGUCUUCUCAACCAGCAGCACUAUUGGGAGAGUGGAACUAUGAUGGCAACGUGACAGGAGGGGACCCGCUGAGUCAGCUUAAACAGUAACCAUGGAAGGUAGAGAGCAGCACGAGAGGGUGAAUGGCCAUCGCAAGUCCAAAUCCCCGCAGGACACGGCCGAUGGCAGGUGGUCACCUAUGGAGGGAGAGUCUGGAGGUUCAGACAGCUGUGGGGGGAAAAGUGUCUCGGAGCCGAUAGACAUGCAAGAGUUAAAGGCCAGGGAAAGGGAAGAUGAGGAGGACAAGAAGGAGAGGGAUGUAGUUUCUCCUUCUAAAGGCCUGAAAGGGGACCAGAAGAAAAAAGAUUGUCCCGAUCAGGAGAACAAACGCAGCAAGCAAAACAGCAGUGCCGCAUCCAACUACACAGACCUGUCCCAUACCUCGUCGCCCUCGCUGUCAGAACAGCUACGUCUCGGCCAAGAAGACAGCACAGGGUCUGGGAUCAGCGUGGAGUGUAAGGUCUGCGGGGACAAGGCCUCCGGCUUUCAUUAUGGUGUGCAUGCCUGUGAGGGCUGCAAGGGUUUUUUCCGGAGAACUGUGCGGAUGAAACUGGAAUAUGAUCGCUGUGAGCGUUCCUGCAGGAUUCAGAAAAAGAAUCGUAACAAGUGCCAAUAUUGUCGCUUCCAGAAGUGCCUGUCUUUGGGAAUGUCCCAUGAUGCGAUCCGAUAUGGACGUAUGCCUGAAGCGGAGAGGAAGAAGCUGGUGGCAGGCAUGCUUGCAGAUGAAGUGAGCCUCAGCAAACCAGGCGGAUCAGACCUGAAGACUUUGGCCAAACAAGUCAACGCAGCCUACCAGAAGAACCUCGUCAUGACCAAGAAGAGGGCCCGCAGCAUCCUGUCGGGGAAAACCAGCAGCAAUUCACCGUUUGUGAUCUAUGACAUGGACACGCUCUGGCAGGCUGAGAGUGGCUUGGUAUGGAGCCAGUUGAUUGCAGGUGCCCCCCUGACCAAGGAGAUUGGGGUCCAUGUGUUCUACCGCUGCCAGUGCACCACGGUGGAGACGGUGCGAGAGCUCACAGAGUUUGCCAAGAGCAUUCCAGGGUUUACGGACCUCUACCUAAAUGACCAGGUUACUUUGCUGAAGUACGGUGUGCACGAGGCUAUUUUUGCCAUGUUGCCCUCUCUCAUGAACAAAGAUGGACUGUUGGUGGCAAAUGGAAAAGGCUUUGUGACCAGGGAGUUUCUGCGCAGCUUGAGGAAGCCUUUCAGUGAGAUCAUGGAGCCCAAGUUUGAGUUUGCCGUUAAGUUUAAUGCUCUGGAGCUGGAUGACAGCGACCUGGCCCUGUUUGUUGCUGCCAUCAUUCUCUGUGGAGAUCGUCCCGGGCUAAUCAACGUGAAGCAGGUGGAGCAGAGUCAAGACAACAUCCUCCAGGCCCUGGACCUCCACCUACAAGCCAACCACUCUGACUCAGCCUACCUCUUCCCCAAGCUGCUGCAGAAGAUGGCCGACCUCCGUCAACUAGUAACUGAAAACGUUCAGCUUGUCCAAAAGAUCAAAAAGACUGAGUCGGAGACCUCGCUGCACCCCCUACUACAGGAGAUCUACAAAGACAUGUAUUAGUGUUCUCCAGCACAGACUCAUUUUAGCAAUACUGUUACAGACUGAAUAUACUUUCAUGAUUCGACACUGCAUUCAGUACAAGCACUGUUCCACGUACAGGCAUGGAUUGAAACGUGCAGAAGAGGCAACGUCGCAUAGUAGGGCUAACACAAUCAGCAAUGUCUUCUAAAUGUCAGCAUUAUCCUCAGGUGUGUGUGUGUGUGUGUGUGUGUGUGUGUGUGUGUGUGUGUGUGUGUGUGUGUGUGUGUGUGUGUGUGUGUGUGUGUGUGUGUGUGUGUGUGUGUGUGUGUGUGUGUGAGAGAGAGUGUGUGUUUGUGAGAUGAGCAUCUGGAAUCAUUUGCUGCAAGUCCUAGUUUCCCACAACGGUCACUUAACAGAGAGAAAGAUUUGUUUUCUCACGAGGCUGCUCCUGUUACAUUCUAAUAGCAAAGCUGACCCCAGAGCAGCGUCUGUAGAGAACUCCUCCUCGCUCACCUCGGCUCUGUGUUUGUCUGUGAAAGGAAAGCAUUUCAUGUUCGUAACACCAAUGGCAGAGUUGAAUUAGAAAAGAGCUGAAAGGUUUGAACGGUGCAAGAGUUUCUUAUGAUGCCAAUGUCUUUGGCAGAGUGAUUGUUCUCAGACCUUUGGUAAAGCUGAAGAUGCACAAUUCGGUUUUUGUUUACAUAAUCAUCAUCCUCAUCAAUGACCGCGAUUUUGCCAUUUGGUUAAUAAAACACAAACUGGGCUGGCUCCAGCAGUGUA
Molecule: messenger RNA, 2707 nt
Organism: Notothenia coriiceps (black rockcod)
Lineage: Eukaryota; Metazoa; Chordata; Actinopteri; Perciformes; Nototheniidae
Product: peroxisome proliferator-activated receptor delta
Exons: 8
Coding region: 458-1966 (502 amino acids)
Biological process (GO): positive regulation of transcription by RNA polymerase II; fatty acid metabolic process; hormone-mediated signaling pathway
Cellular component (GO): nucleus
Molecular function (GO): RNA polymerase II cis-regulatory region sequence-specific DNA binding; nuclear receptor activity; zinc ion binding
Source: RefSeq, a predicted model, not a curated record